GUUUCAAGAAAAUGUACCAGAAAUUGCUUUCUUUCAAGAGAUUCCUCAGUAUAUGACUACUUUGAAUUCCCUGUUGAACAUCACUGAGAAUUUAACAGAUUCUAGCAAGCAAGAGAAGUUAAGAGAUGUGCUUAAAAAUGUGGAUCAACUCAAAGAGGAACUCAGAAACACAUCAGGAAUGUCCACAGCCAGUAUUGAUGCUCUUCUGGAAGCAUCUCUGCCAGAAAACAGCAGUCAGCUCAUUUCUCAGAUCCUCCAGCUGGAAUCUUGUAGCGUCCAUCCUGCUGACCCAGAGCUGGAAAGAGUAGCAGAGGAGUUCUGCAAUCUCUCCCUUUCGGAGAGGACGCGGGAGACGUACAUCCUGGGGGUCACUUUGUUACAACACUUGGAUGUUUACAAUUUCUUAUACAAGAUGUUUUUCCCUAAGGAACUCCAGAAACCCAUGGACAAGAUGUUAGGCCUUCUGACAAAACUGAAAUAUUUCAGACUCCAGGUUGAAUCUGGUGCUGAUCCAUUGCUACAAGCUAUUCAUUCACUGAAGAAGCUCCGGCAGUCUAGAAAUGUGCCACUGACUAAGGCAUUAUUUAAACCAACCGAUCUGAGGGGAACACGUGGCACAUUUAAGUCCAUGUCAAAAGUUCUCUGCAACCAGGACAUCACACCCCUGUUUUUUGAGUCCUUGCUUCCAGAUUUUGGAGACCCUGUAAGCAACAGUUCUUCUAUGGAGGAUGUCUAUGUCCAAAAGAUGAUGAGUAAAUAUGGAAUUCCUCAUGACUCCACGCCAUUUUGCUUAUCCUUUUACCUGGACCUGGUCAAGACCCCGACUGGAGCUUUAAUUUGGUCUUUUUUAAAACCAAUGGUGCUUGGGAAGAUCCUUUAUACCCCAGAUACGACAGAAACUCGAGCAAUCAUGGGAAAGUCUAAUGCGACCCUGAAGCAGAUGGCUGAUCUAGCCCUUAAGUCCCAGGAGUGGUUGGACAAGUCUCCUGUCAUCAUGAAUUCACUGGCAAAGUUAAACCAGACAAUUCCAAUGAUCAAGAACACACUGCAGAAUCCCUUUGUGCAGGUUUUUAUCAAGCUGAUGGUGGAUUUGGAUGCAGCUGAAUUGCUGAAUCAAAUAAAUGAGCUGGAUGAUAUUCGGCUGGAAUUACAGAACAACGCUGACAUUGUCGAUCAGCUGAAUACAUUAGCUACCCUUGCUGUAAACGUGUCCUCCUGCGUCUCAUUUAAUCGCAUUCAGGCAGUCAGAAGCUUAGAGGAGAUGGAAAUGGUGGCUAAGGAGCUCUUUCUGAAGAACGAGCUUUUCGCGAGUAUUAUUUUCAAGCUGCCUUCAAGUCGGAGCAGCGCUGGGCGCUCCGUUUCUGAGGACUUGUCCCUCCCUCCUGUGCUCAACUACACCAUCCGAAUGAGCAGCAGGAUCACGCAAACCACCAACAGAAUAAGGGAGCGCAUCUGGACAGUGGGCCCGCACAACUCCACCUCCCAGAGCCAGAUUUACAGCCGGGCCUUUAUUUACAUCCAGGACAGCAUUGAAAGAGCCAUUAUCGAAUUGCAGACUGGCAAGAAACCAGAGGAAAUAGCUGUUCAAGUCCAGGCCAUGCCUUACCCCUGCUACAAUAAGGAUAUGUUCUUAACCAGCGUGACCUACUCUCUUCCAUUUGCUCUGAUGGCUGCCUGGGUGCUGUUUAUAGCUGAUUUUGUUAAAACACUUGUUCAGGAGAAAGAUCUGAGGCUUUAUGAGUACAUGAAAAUGAUGGGUGUUAAUGCCAGCAGCCAUUUCAUCGCCUGGUUCAUAGAGUGUGCCAUCUUCCUUCUAAUUACUGUCACCUUCCUCAUCGUUGUUCUAAAAGUGGGUGACAUCCUUCCCAAGACAAACACAGUGCUCCUGUUCCUGUACCUUAUGGACUACAGCCUGUCCAUCAUAGCCAUGAGCUACUUCAUCAGUGUUUUCUUCAAUAACACCAACAUAGCAGCCCUGGUGGGCAGUCUUGUGUACAUCCUCACCUUUUUCCCCUUCAUCGUGUUGCUUGUCAUAGAAAAUCAUUUGAGUUUCUCUGUGAAGAGCUUACUGAGUCUGUUAUCUCCAACUGCUUUCAGUUAUGCAAGUCAAUACAUUGCUCGAUAUGAAGCACAGGGCAUAGGUCUGCAGUGGGACAACAUGUAUAAGUCCCCAAUGAUUGGAGACAACACUUCCUUUGGCUGGAUGUGCUGGCUCAUUCUGAUAGACUCUUUCAUUUACUUCAUUCUGGGAUGGUAUAUAAGGAAUGUUUUCCCAGGUAGAUACGGCAUGGCCGCUCCCUGGUAUUUCCCAUUGCUUCCAUCCUACUGGGUCGAAUACAACAGUUACCUCCCCUUCUGGAAUGAGAAACGAAGAGGCUUUCCCCUCACCAAGCUGAUGUUCAGGAAAGAAGCCACCCUCAACAAUAAGAUAUGUGCCUCCCCGCCUCAUCUGGAACCAGAGCCCACCGAUCUCACCUUGGGAGUCUCCCUCCGUGGCAUAACGAAGGUUUAUGGAUCCAAAGCUGCAGUGGACAACCUCAGCCUCAACUUCUACGAAGGGAAUAUCACUUCCCUGCUGGGACACAAUGGAGCCGGAAAAACUACAACCAUAUCUAUCUUGACUGGGUUGUUCCCUACAUCAUCAGGUGCUAUCUUUGUGUAUGGCAAAGACAUCAGGACUGAUCAGGAAGUUAUCAGGAAGAACAUGGGGGUGUGUAUGCAGCACAACGUGCUCUUUGACUACCUCACCACAAAGGAACACCUGCUGCUCUAUGGGUACAUCAAAGUCCCUCACUGGAGUAUACACGAGCUCUACCAAGAAGUGAAGAGGACUUUGAAGGAGACUGGACUGUACAGCCAUCGUCACAAGCUAGCUGGCUCCCUAUCAGGGGGGAUGAAGAGGAAGCUAUCUAUAGCUAUUGCUCUCCUGGGUGGAUCAAGGGUGGUGAUCCUAGAUGAACCAACCACAGGGGUGGAUCCGUGCUCUCGGAGAAGCAUUUGGGAAAUUAUCUCCAAGAAUAAAAAAGGCAGAACCAUCAUUCUCUCAACUCAUCACUUGGAUGAAGCAGAAGUUCUGAGUGAUCGAAUCGCCUUCCUAGAGCAUGGAGGGCUCAAAUGUUGUGGUUCACCAUUCUACCUCAAGGAAACUUUUGGUGAUGGAUACCACCUGACACUUACAAAAAAGAAGAACAUGAUAGAAGAGUGUGACACUACAGCAGUGACCUCCUUGAUCCAGUCCCACCUCCCAGAGGCUUAUCUCAAGGAGGACAUUGGUGGAGAGCUUGUCUAUGUGCUUCCUCCCUUCAAGUCCACUGUCUCAGGAGCCUACCAGGCACUUCUCAGAGCCCUUGAUACCAGCUUGAGUGAUCUCCACCUUGGCUGCUAUGGGAUUUCAAACACAACUGUGGAAGAGGUGUUUCUCAAUCUGACGAAAGAGCUUGUGAAGGAUCAGCAAGAAGAUGCUGAGCUGCCCCAACAGCUACCUGGAGCCAGUGGCCAAAUGGGCAGUGACGGGAUGUCUGUGAGCACAGAUACCUUCACAGAAAGAGAUGAUCAGCUCCUGAUUAGAUCAAAAAGCCUGCAGGGUUUGCCGUUGCUGCUUAAGAAGACAUCAGCUUUGUUCAUUAAGAGGCUCCACCACACGCGGCGGGAUGUCAGAGGCUUCGUUGCCCAGGUCCUUCUCCCCGUCCUCUUUGUGACGGCUGCCAUGGGACUUGGGACGCUGAGAACUAAGGAGACCGAAUAUCCCGAACUGCUCCUUUCCCCCUCCCUGUACGGCACGUCCGACCAGGCAGACUUCUUUGGCAAUUUUAAUGAAACCACAGAUGCUUUAGUCGCUUCGAUGCUUGCUUUCCCUGGAACGGAUAACACGUGCAUGAAUGAAAGCAAUUCGCAGUGUUUAAAGGAGGAUGUGCUUGGCCCAUGGAUUAUCAGUGGGAAUCAGAGUACUGAGUAUUCUUCCUGCAACUGCACCCAUGGAAUCCAGAUGUGUCCACAGACAAACUACACACCCCCUCACCGAAGAACCUUCUCCACGCGGACAGUUUAUAACCUCACAGGGCACAAUGUGGAGACCUACAUUCUGGCAACCACCAAAGACUUCCUGCAGAAACGGUAUGGUGGCUGGAGCUUUGGCCUGCCUUUGACAAAAGAUCUCCAGUUCGAUAUCAAGCCCGUGCCCCCCAACAGAACACUGACUAAGGUGUGGUACAAUCCCGAAGGUUAUCACAGCCUUCCAGCCUAUCUCAACAGCUUGAACAACUUCAUUCUUCGAGCUAACUUGCCACAAAAUGAGACUUCCAGAUAUGGUAUUUUCUUAUCAGCUCACCCAUAUCCUGGAGGACAGAGUCAAGAACAAGUAAUGCUCAACAGCUUACUUGACAUCAUAGUUUCAAUGUCUGUUUUGGUUGGCUACUCUAUCACAACGGCAAGCUUUGUGCUCUACGUGGUAAAAGAACAUCAAACCAAAGCCAAACAACUGCAGCAUAUUUCAGGCAUCGGGAUGACAAGCUAUUGGGUGACUAACUUCGUUUAUGAUCUGGUACUUUUUAUGGUUCCUAUUGGACUCUCAAUAGCAGUUAUUUCAUCCUUCCAGAUACCAGCUUUCUGCAACAACAGUAACUUACUGGCAGUAUUUCUUCUGCUGUUACUGUUUGGGUAUGCAACGUUUUCAUGGAUGUACCUGCUGGCUGGACUUUUCAAAGAAACAGGAAUGGCCUUCAUCGUUUAUGUCUGCGUCAACUUGUUCUUUGGCAUCAAUACCAUCAUUACUCACUCGGUGGUAUUUCUACUCUCCCAGGAAAAGGCCACAGACCAGGGCUUGCGUGAUCUUGCUGAAAACUUGAGGCAUGCAUUCCUUCUGUUCCCACAAUUUUGCUUUGGCUAUGGCUUGAUUGAACUGUCACAGGAUCAGGCACUGAUGGGCUUCUUAAAGGCCUAUGGAGUGGACUAUCCUGAUAAAACCUUUGAGCUGGACAAGACCACAUCUAAGCUGCUUGCCAUGUUUAUCCAGGGCACUGUGUUUUUUGCCAUUCGUCUUACAGUUCACGACAGGAUGGUUCAGAGAGUCUGGAACAACAUACUAGAGUUCCUGUUUGACAGAGUGCAUGGCAAAGCAGCACUUCUGCCACCUGCAGCUGAAGAGGAUGGAGAUGUCCAGGCAGAGAGGAACCGGGUGGAAUCUGGCAAAGCUGACUUUGAUGUUGUGCAGCUCCAGAACCUCACAAAGAUCUACCACCUUCCUCACAAACGCAUUGUGGCUGUGAAAAACAUCAGCCUUGGGAUGCCUGCUGGAGAGUGCUUUGGCUUGCUUGGUGUGAACGGAGCUGGAAAAACGACCAUCUUUAAGAUGCUGACAGGUGAUAUCGGAGCAUCCAGCGGAAGGUUGCGGGUCCAGGAUCGCUCUGGGUCCUUGAAUGACAUUAGUGAGGCACACUGGUCACUCUUUGGCUACUGUCCUCAAGAAGAUGCCUUGGAUGACUUGCUGACAGUGGAAGAGCACAUGUAUUACUAUGCUAGGCUCCAUGGCAUCCCAGAGAGAGAGAUCAAAGGAGUUGUGCUCCAGCUCCUCCACCGUCUGAAUCUGAUGGCCUACAAGGACAGAGUCACCUCUAUGUGCAGUUAUGGCACCAACAGAAAAUUGUCGACUGCUCUGGCUCUCAUUGGGAAUCCAUCAAUUCUGCUGCUGGAUGAGCCAAGCUCUGGAAUGGAUCCGAAUGCUAAACGCCACCUUUGGAAAAUCAUCAGUGAGGAAGUGCAGAACAAGUGCUCAGUGAUACUCACGUCUCACAGCAUGGAGGAAUGUGAAGCCCUCUGUACCAGGCUGGCUAUUAUGGUGAAUGGGAGUUUUCAGUGCAUUGGCUCUUUGCAGCACAUCAAGAGCAGGUUUGGAAGAGGAUUCACUGUGAAGAUGCACUUAAAUAGCAACACUGUUUGCACUGAGACGCUGACAGAGUUCAUGAAGUCACACUUUCCCAAUACAUGCCUGAAGGAUCGGCAUUUCAACAUGGUGGAGUAUCACGUUCCGGUAUCUGCAGGAGGGGUGGCAAAUAUCUUUGAUCUCCUGGAAGCCAACAAAGCAGCCUUCAAUAUCAGGCACUUCUCAGUGAGUCAAACAACGCUGGAGGAGGUUUUCAUCAACUUUGCUAAAGAUCAGGCAGAUCCUGACGGCGUGGAUGUGGGUCCUGAUGUGACACUGGACAGCUCUGACACAAGUAGCCAAGUUAGCACCAUAAGCUCCAUCUAUUGA
Molecule: messenger RNA, 6247 nt
Organism: Merops nubicus (carmine bee-eater)
Lineage: Eukaryota; Metazoa; Chordata; Aves; Coraciiformes; Meropidae
Gene: ABCA12
Product: ATP-binding cassette, sub-family A (ABC1), member 12
Exons: 41
Biological process (GO): lipid transport; transmembrane transport
Cellular component (GO): intracellular membrane-bounded organelle; membrane
Molecular function (GO): ATP binding; lipid carrier activity; ABC-type transporter activity
Source: RefSeq, a predicted model, not a curated record